UCUGAUAAUCAUGGAGCCAUAUUUUCCUGGUUUUAAGCCCGUGCAGCAGGACUGUGAAGUCACUCUUGAACUCGCAAGUGAGGAGACUCAAAAAACUAGAAAUGCACAAAAUUCUAGGACGGGGUCUUAUGGUGUCAGUAUUAGAGUCCAAGGAAUUGAUGGACAUCCUUACAUAGUACUAAACAAUACAGAAGGAUGUUUGUCAGAAAAUCCCCCUCCUUCUGGAAAAGAACAGCAGGUCAUUUCUCAGACUGUAAGCAAGCCAGCCACAGACUCCAAUACUGCUUUUAAGUUGGAGGACAAAACCAGUGAACGCACAAAGUUUCCUGGAACACAGCACAUGCAACCCUGCAUGCCUAAAAGCCUAAAGAUAACCAAUCUGGAUGAAAAGGAAAACGAAAUAUCAGAUUUUAAAGAUGGAACAACUAAAUCCUCCAAUUUGUUGAACUUUCAAAGACAUCCUGAACUUUUACAGCCUUAUGAUCCUGAAAAAAAUAACUUGAACUUGGAUAAUUGCCAAUCUUCUGUGUGCAGUAAAUCUAAAUCUUUUGCAGAUGAAGAUAAAACUGAAACAAAGCCUUGGAUUUCCUCAUCUAAAGUAGCAUCCCUACAGAAAACAAACACAUAUCUUGCAGAGCCAACCAAAGCAAAUUCAAAAAAGAUACAUUUGAACAGAUCAGUAGAAGACCAAAAUAAGCAGCUGUUGGAUUGUCCCAGUAGCAUGAUCAGCCCCAAUGAAGUGUGUGUUUCAGAAUCAUUUUCAUCUGCAGGAGGAUCCCCGUGUGUUAGUCCCACUGCUUAUCCGGAGACAAGAAAACCUAGACCAGAUGUUCUUCCCUUCCGCAGACAAGAUUCAGCUGGGCCAGUAUUGGAUGACUCACGAAGAUCAUCGUCCUCAUCAGCUACUCCCACUUCUGCAAAUUCCUUAUACAGAUUUUUACUUGAUGACCAAGAGUAUGCCAUCUAUGCAGACAAUGUUAAUCGGCAUGAAAACAGAAGGUAUAUCCCAUUUUUGCCUGGAACUGGCCGUGAUAUUGACACUGGUUCACUUCCAGGAGUAGAUCAGCUAAUUGAAAAGUUUGAUAAGAAAGUUGAUCCUCACAGAAGAGGUAGGUCAGGAAAAAGGAAUAGAAUUCAUCCAGAUGAUCGUAAAAGAUCAAGAAGCGUUGAUAGUGCCUUGUCAUUAGGGCUUGAUGUAAAUUCAGAUUAUUUAGGUGAAUUCAGUAAAAGCUUGGGUAAGUCAGCUGAGCACUUGCUGAGACCAUCUAAAGUUUGUCUUCACAAGCAGUUAUCCAGAGAUCAAAAGUCACCUUCCAAAGUGAUGAAGAUUUCCGCUCGAAGUAUUGGAAAAUUGCAAAUGCCUGAUAAAGACACUCAGAACAGCAAUUUCAAUUCUUUGCAAUACCAUAAACAAAAUGGAGCUGAUACUGAGAGCUUGAUGUUUAGGUCGUCUACACUCCCAGGACAGAAUAAGAGAGAGGAAGUUAGAACAGUAACUUCUACUUUGUUGUUGCCAAACCGAAUCACAAUUCCGCCUGAUUCAGGAGCCAAGAAGAUUUCUGUAAAAACAUUUUCAUCCAUCCCUAAUAUACAGGCAACUCCUGAUCUCUUGAAAGGGCAGCAAGAUCUUGCGCAGCAAACGAAUGAAGAGACUGCUAAACAGAUACUUUACAAUUACCUUAAGGAAGGAAGUGCUGAUAAUGACGAUGCAACAAAGAGGAAAGUCAACUUAGUUUUUGAGAAAAUUCAGACUUUAAAGUCAAGAGCUGCUGGAAAGACACAGGUUUCGGAUUCUUCAGCUGAAGUAAAAGCAUUGGUGGAACAAAAAGCAGAACUUGAAAGGAAAGUGGAAGAAUUAGAGAAAAAACUGGAUCUAGAAAUUAGGAAUCGGCAAAAUUCCAAAGAAGAGAGAGAUGCUACACGAGCAAGCCUGAAAGAUCUUCAGCUGCAACUUGAUGAAAGUAUAUGUGAAAAAGAAGCCUUAAGAAAGCAGCUGGAAGAAAGCGAGAAGGAACUCAGACAAAACCUAGAGGAGCUUUUUCAAGUGAAGAUGGAGCAGGAGCAACACCAGACUGAGAUCAGAGAUCUUCAAGACCAGCUCUCUGAGAUGCAUGAUGAACUGGAUAACGCAAAACAUACUGAUGAAGGGGAGAAAGAUUUUCUGAUUGAGGAGCUGAUGCAAAUGAAGCAGGAUCUGCAAGAAGUAUUAAUAGCAAAAGAUCAACAAGAAGAGAUUUUGAGAAAGAGAGAGCGAGAGCUUACAGCUUUAAAAGGAGCACUAAAAGAAGAAGUAUCUAGCCAUGACAUGGAGAUGGAUAAACUUAAAGAGCAACAUGAUAAAGAAUUGCUCAAUCUACAACAGAGCCUGGAGAAAGCAACAGAGAGUGCUGCUGUCCUUGCCAGUGAAAGAAACGCCGCACAAGAGGUGCGAAAUAGUAUAGAAAAUCAAGUCAAAGAGCUGACUGAGGAAAAUGAACAGUUGAAGAGAACAGUUGAUGAGUUAGAGAGUAAAAUUCAAGAGUUGCACAAACAAAUUGAUAAUAUGAAAGGAGAAGAAAAUUCAGUGAAGGAAAAAAUAAAGAGAUAUGAGGAAGAGAAGCAACAAUUAGAAGAAGCUUUGAAACAUGCUGAAAAGGAGGCAAAAGAAUUGGUAGUGUUAAAAAGGUCUUUGGAAAGCCAAUUAGAAGAUAUGCAGGAGAGCAUCCACUGUAUUUCACAGGAACAGCAACAGUUAACCCAGCAGUUAAAGGAUGAAACUCACCAGAAGGAACAGUUAAAGCAGAUAAAGAAUGAAAUGGAGAAUGAACGAUGGCAACUGAACAAGACUGUUGAAAAGUUACAGGAGGAGAUGUCUGAAAUGGUAGAGAUCUCAAGAACAUCAACUCUGGAGCUUCAGAACCAGCUUGAUGAAUACAAGGAGAAAAAUCGCAGGGAACUUGCAGAUGUGCAGAGACAAUUAAAAGAGAAAAACCUUGAGGUAGAAAAAUCACGCCUGACAGCCAUGAGAAUGCAAGAUGAGAUGCGUUUCAUGGAAGAAAACUUGAGGGACCACCAAAGAGCUCAGGAUGAGGCAAUAACAAAAACUCAGCUGCUAGAACAGACUGUGAAAGGCUUGGAGUAUGAACUGGAAGCCAAAAAUCACUUAAAAGACGAUCGGGCAAGACAAAUCAAACUAAUGGAGGACAAGUUAUCUCACCUGGAACUUGAGCUUGAUGAAGAAAAGACUAAUUCGGAUUUGUUGUCUGAGAGGAUCAGUAGAUGCAGAGAACAGAUUGAACAAAUGAGAACAGAGCUACUUCAGGAAAGAGCGAUAAAGCAAGAUUUGGAAUGUGACAAAAUUUCAUUGGAAAGACAGAACAAAGACUUGAAGAGCCGAAUCGUUCACCUGGAGGGUUCUUACCGAUCCAGUAAAGAGGGACUUGUUGCUCAAAUGGAAGCAAGGAUCACAGAGCUAGAAGAGCGACUUGAAAAUGAAGAGAGGGAUAGAGCUAAUUUCCAACUAAGUAACCGCAGACUUGAGAGAAAAGUGAAGGAGUUAAUGUUGCAAGUAGAUGAUGAACAUCUCUCAUUGACUGAUCAAAAGGACCAGUUGAGUUUGCGUUUGAAAGCAAUGAAACGUCAAGUUGAAGAAGCUGAAGAAGAAAUAGACAGACUGGAAAGUGCUAAAAAGAAACUCCAGAGAGAACUGGAAGAGCAACUAGAUAUGAAUGAACAAUUGCAAGGACAGCUUAACGCUGCAAAGAAGGAAUUAAGUAGACUGAAGAAGUCGCCAAGUAAAGUGUUGGCUGAUUCUGAUGAUGAUGACGAUGAUGAUUUCAGCACGGAUGGUGAUAGUCUCUGUGAAGUGCCUUCAGGAAAUAACUUUUCAAAAGAUGAUGACACAAAAAUCUAAAUAAGUAUUGAAUCUGUGAUUCCUUAAAAGUACUGGAAGAAUAACAUAAAUUAUCAAGAAACUGGGUAUUCUAGAAGCCAAAUGACAUAAAGGGAUUUAAGAGUUGGGAAUAUAACGUUUCCAUCCAUACUGUGCCAUUUUCUUAUUUAGAUCUCCACUGUUUAUUAUAGAAAACAGGAUUGCAUUAUAAAACAGAUAUAAAACACUGAGAGAGAGAGAGAUAUAACUGCUACUGAAAACAUGGGGAUAAUGUUUCACAUCGGAAAUGUGAUUUUGCUAAAAUUCUGUUUAAGUAAAAAGCCAUGUGAAAGUAAUUAAAAAUUAGUUUGUAGUUAUUAAAAGCUUUUCCCUAAAAUUAAGGAAACCACGGAAGAUUAUUUAAUAAUUGUAAGUAGGGAGAAAUGAUGUAUAAAAUGUAAAUAUUUUAAACCUGAUCUUUUUAUUGACUACUUUAGUACUAUUUUAUGAAGUUUCAAAUAUUGUAUAAAUCAGUUUCAUAUGUAAAGUACUUAAAUUUAUACUGAAUGCUAUAUUUGGGUUUUAACUAAGAAGAAAACAAAUGAAAAUGAAUACAUUUUGUGCAUUACAGAGCAGAUUCACAGUUCCUGAGCCAGGAAGUACAUUCCCAUUUUAAAACCAGAGCAAGUUUUAUUGUAUGUAUUCUGUAUAUUAGAGAUCAAAUGUUAAUCCUGCCUGUUGACUUUAAAAGGACCAUCACAUCUGCAUGAUGAGUGAGGCUUGCCUGUAGCUUUCUUGUAAACUUCAUUUGGGAAGCUUUCUGUUCUUAGUAGGGAAGGGUGAGAAUGAGGUCAGUUAUUAUUUGGCAUCUUUCAUUUCCUGAAAUGGGCUCCAUACUGCCAGAGGCAGAACAUUAUAGGCCUGCUGAUCUGCGGGCAUCAGGACAGGCUUAUCUUAUAGUCUCUAAGGAGUCCCACUCAUUCCAGUAAAAUUACUUGUGGUCUUUGAAUUAAGUACAUGCUUAAAUCUGUUUGUUAAUUGAUCCCAAAAUUUUAUGCACCUGGCAAGAAAUUGCACGAAGGAAACACAAAGCAUGUAAUCUGAUUUUUCUUUCUAAGCUGUUCUUGAGCAUCUAUUUGUGAUAUAUUGCAGUCUAUGAACAUAUAUGCAGAUAUAUGUUAGUGUUUCAGUUUACAGAUAACCCAAAAUGCAGAUACUUCUAUCUGUUCAAAAAACUUUGUGGGAAACUUAAAAAAAA
Messenger RNA from Pygoscelis adeliae (Adelie penguin), 5108 nucleotides. RefSeq names its product cingulin-like 1 (gene CGNL1). The record is from RefSeq and is a predicted model, not a curated record. NCBI's taxonomy places the organism in Eukaryota, Metazoa, Chordata, Aves, Sphenisciformes, Spheniscidae. Gene Ontology annotation, cellular component: myosin complex. The transcript is spliced from 18 exons. Bases 11 to 3892 code for a protein of 1293 amino acids.